Molecule: messenger RNA, 1697 nt
Organism: Rhodofomes roseus
Lineage: Eukaryota; Fungi; Basidiomycota; Agaricomycetes; Polyporales; Fomitopsidaceae
Exons: 1
Coding region: 1-1620 (539 amino acids)
Source: RefSeq, a predicted model, not a curated record
AUGACAGGUGUUUCCGCUGAAUGGGCUCACGCCCCAUCGCCCUGCCGUCCACCCUCUCGCGCUCUUUCGCCGCGCUCGCGGGGGCGAGCCGCCGUCCACGCUUUCUUCGAAGCCCAGGCCCAGGCCGCCGCGCGACGCGAGGAACAAGCAUGCGCACUCGCGCAACGCAACGACCAGCCGGCUCGCCCCUGCCCGUUCGACGAACCCCCGCCCGAGCUUCCGCCCGCCGCCGAUGCUCUCUCACCGCGCUCGCGUGCGCGAAUCGUCGUACGCGCGCACCACGAGCGUGAGAGACAAACCGCGGAAGCAGCGCGGAGGGCACGCCAGGGGAGGUACUCAACGGAGCGCGCACCCGUUGCGCAAGCUGCCCCGACGCGUUCGUCUGGGGGGCUCCCUCGCGCAUCCGCAACGGGGAGAGAAGUUGGACCGGCGGGAGUACGAGACAGCACAGUCACGGUGAGUACCCCAGUCCCGCAUCCUUCACCUCCGUCUCCUCGCAUACGCCCUACGCGUCCGCCCUCGCACGGCCAGCACGUCCCCGUCGAUCGCACCUGCCGCCCUCCGCCGUCGCCCGCUCCUCCAGCGCACCGCGCGCGCGCCCCACCUGCCGACGCGAUCCAACCGGCGCGCAGUCCUCGCGCCGGCGCGCCCUCGCCUUCGUCCGAUGUGCGUGCGUCCGCACCCCGCCGACACGUCAACCAGCCAGUACGGCAAGCCGCGCGCCCGCACGCGAACGGCGCGCACGACUCUGCGCGUCCUGCCGCAGUUUCUCGCCCCAGUCCCUUGACCACCCGCGAAACUUCAAGCUCGGACGACAUACGGGGAGGCCGCCGGACUGUGCGAGAUCACCGCGCGCCCGGUAGCCUCUCCUCACCUGCCAGUUCAUCGCGCGCAGACGGACCGGCUCGCGCGAACGCACUCCUUCUCGACGCGUCCGACCCUCCGUCGUCUCGCAAGCCGGCAUCCGCCUCUGUGUUGCUCCCUCGUCACUCGCCCGACUCGCGGCCGCCCUCGCGCCCUUUCGAACAGGCUGCGCUCGCGUCUGUCGAGCGCGAUCACCGCCGUCUCGCGUCUCCCUCGUUCGGCGUACCCGCAUCUGCGCCGCGCGAACACGACGGUCCACCAAUGUGUCAAGCACCGCACCGGCACGCGGACGGCACGCUCGGCAAGCACACCACUCCCACCGCCGCGCCCCUCGACGCUCGCGCCUCCCCCGACUCUGCGUGUCUGGCCGCCGCUUCUCGCCCCAGUCUCUCGACUGCACGCAAGACGUCAAGCUCGGACAACUUACGGGAUGGCUGCCGGGCUGUGCGAGAUCACCGCUUGCCCGGUAGCCUCCCCUCGUCUGCCUCGUCUUGCAGACCGGUGCUUGUGUCUACGCCGCGCCUUAGCCAUCCGCCCGACUCACUCGCGUCCGUCCCUCCGUCCCGCAAGGAGGAGCCAGACUUAGCUGGGUUAGACGAGGAACUCAGGCGCAGGAUUUGGCAGGUCCGCACGUGUUCGCGCCUCGUCACAGAGGACUCUCCCGAGUCAGCGGCCAUUGCAAAUGAGGAAGCUGCCCUACGGCGCGAAAUCUGGGAAGCUCGAGCCCGUGCUCGCCUUGCUCCACGCCUUGUCUGAACCCUGGGGGGCAUCAUUCCCGACACCUUUGUCUUGUCCCAGCCCACCCACCCUCGACUUUGCUCCUCUAUCCUCAC